AUGUUGAACAUCAUGACGCGUAGGGUUCUAUCGGCCACACUUUUCAUCCUGCAGUGUGCCUCCGCUUUGCCCGCCCUGAAUAGCAGCAUAGAAACAUAUCACUUUCCAGAAGGGCUGGACCGGGCACAUUCGUACGGCAUUCAGGUUAAACAAUCCACCGGAGGUGUGCAUACCGUCGAGUCAUACAGCGCCAUCGUGUCAGAAGCCAAUACCACAUCCGGAAAAGGAAUCGAGCACAACACUUCCUUUGCGUUGUUCGAUUUUGAAGGAUCUGUUGAUCUCAUUGUCACUUACAACAAUGGACCAGUCAAGUCUGCCGUCAUCAGGCCGUACUCCUAUGGCAUCAAGCCGACCGUGAAAGGAAAUACAGUUUCUUUUUCAUUGGAUCGGCCACGCAACGUCGUAUUGCAAGUGAACGACGAUAUAUUCGACACAUUACAGCUCUUCACUAAUGCUAUUGAGACCGACAUUCCGAGCCAGCGUGAUCCGAACGUUGUCUACUUUGGACCUGGCAUCGACAACGGGCCAUCCUCCAAAAACGGAACACUGGUCAUUCCAUCCGGUAAGGCUGUAUAUCUCGCUCCCGGUGCAGUUGUCACAUCCCGACUAGCCUUUCAGAAUGCGACCAGCGGUUCGAUCCAGGGUCGAGGCGUGAUCAAUCCGAGAUCAUCAGGCGGUAUACUUAUCGAAUGGUCGAGCAAUAUCUUGGUAAAGGACAUUCUCAUCCUUGGAGCAAAGGGGUUCUCAGUCACGACGGGUACAUCAAAGAAUAUCACCAUGUCGGGGAUUCGAUCGAUGUCUUCCACCGGUAAUGGUGAUGGGAUUGACUUCUUCUGCAGCGAGGAUGUGCUUAUCGAUGGAGUGUUUCUACGGAACUCCGAUGAUAAUAUCGCACUUUACCAGCACCGCUGGAACUACUACGGGAAUUCGAAGAAUAUUACCGUGCAGAAUUCAUCCCUCUGGGCGGAUUGGGCGCACCCCAUAAACAUCGGUACGCAUGGGAAUACCGAUAAGCCUGAGACAAUGGACGGUGUUACCAUCCGCAAUAUUGACAUCCUGGAUCACCGCGAGCCGCAAAUGUGGUAUCAGGGGUGCAUUGCGAUCAAUCCCGGAGAUAGUAACUUGAUUCAAAACGUUCAUAUCGAAGACGUGCGAGUCGAGGAUUUCCGCUUGGGGCAACUACUCAAUUUCCGGGUGAUGUACAACUCCAAGUAUAACACGUCGCCUGGAAGAGGCAUUCGGAACGUCUACGUUAAGGAUUUGGUGUACAACGGGUCCCAUGCCAACCCUUCGUUGUUUCUGGGAUAUGACAAAGAUCGGAAUAUCUCUAAUGUCACGUUUGUCAACCUGCAGGUGAACGGGAAGUUGAUCGAUGAUAACAUGGCUAAGCCUUCCUGGUAUUAUACUGCGGAUUUUGUUCCCAUGGUAGAUUGGUUCCAUUCUCUUCUUAACCCUAAGCUACGGAGAUUCUUCCCCAUGUACCGCGAUUUGUCGUGGCAGGAACCUCUAUUUUUUGAAUCAACUAUGGAAGCACCGAGCAGGCGAGUCGGGAUAUUACCCAAAAGGGAAAUAGUGAACAAGUCAUCUCAUUGGUGCUAUGCGAUGAUCUUCACUUGGACUCCACCAGAUGAAGCCUUCGGAGAGACUCCGCCACUUCUUCCGGCGCUACUUUUCUCCUUCCAUGCGGGGGUAAAACAAACUCCGCAAUCAUGCAACGGCUGCCCCGUGGGGAACUGGCACUCAAUGCGUCAGCACGGCAGGAACGGUCGAUCCGCGCAGGACCAACCGCCACAGCAACAACAAGGCCAGGACACAUCCAAACCAGAAGACGAUAUCCCCGCUUGCCAGUCGUGUCGAAAGAAAAAAGCACGAUGUAGUCGCGAGCAACCAUGUUCGCAAUGUGAGCGUUUUGGUGUCGCAUGCGUUUACGAUGACCGUCGGCUGAAGCCAGGGUUACGCGCUGGGGCUGUCGACCAGCUCUAUCGCCGAAUUGAUACACUGGAGAACAUGUUUCUCGGGCAAAGCAUUUUGUGGAAGCAGGUCUGGGAGGCACUCCAUCCGAACUCUGCCUUUCCCAGUGCUCCAGAUGAGAAUUUACAUAAUGAGGAAUCUACAGGUAGACAACUUGCUGGCGCGCGGGAUGCCAUGAAGAAGUCAAUGCUACAACUUGCCGAGACCAAAGACACGGAGGGGCCUUCGAUAGAAUCAGAACACAAUGGUGAUGGUGAUUGCCGAUCGCCAAAGCGACGGAAGGUUGACUUAAUGUCUACGCCACAGCAGCCAUCACGGAACGCGACAGACUUCGACAUCCUCAACUCUGACCUUGUGCAUCCUCUUGUUGAAUUUUACUUCACGAACAUCCACCACUGGAUUCCGAUUCUACAUGUUAGGAGAUUUCGUGAACAGAUUCAGUUUUACAAGGGACGCCAGAAGGCCACAUAUAUUCUGCAUGCUAUUGUCGCGUUAUGUAGCCGGUUCUCCGACGAUAGUCGCCUGGGAAGCGAUGCAGAGAAGGCCGAGCUAGCAGAAAAAUGUAGGCAGAAGGUCAUCUUGAGCAGCAUGGAGUCAUUCUCAGUCGAGAACCUCCAGGCCUUGGUAAUCAUUGCUUUUGACACAAUUGGUCGUGGACGCGGUCCAUCGUCAUGGUCCAUCGUAGGAGGUAUGGCUCGCACGGUAGAGCAACUUCAGUUAAGCGUGGAAGAAGAGCAUCUUUCAAGCCAUUCUCAAUCUGGUGAGACAUUAAUACGGCGCAUGGCGUUUCUGAAACCAUCCACGUCUUGGAGAGAAGCGGAAGAACGACGACGUGUCUUCUGGACAGUAUUCUUGAUGGAUCGCUUCUGCAGCGUAUCUACCGGCUGGAAUAUCAGUCUGACCAGUGCAGAUGUCAAACGGCGACUACCUUGUGAAGGAGCACUCUGGGAGCAGGAAACUGAAGUGAGACCGCCAUACUUUGGCAUCUCGGACGCAAGGGCCGCUAGCCCACAUCGCCCCUUACUGACAGAGAGCCGGAUGGCGGCCGAUCCGAAGGAGCAGGAUUGUAUCGGGGGGUUCGCCUACUGCAUCGAAGCCACCGAGUCUCUAGCAUUAGUCACCAAUUUCUUUCUUCACCACGCCCUGGACAUCCGGGAUGCGGACAAAGCGCAGCUCUGGCUCAUGCGAUUUAAGGAGCUUGAUCUCCGGAUGGUCCAGUGGAAGCUUUUCCUGCCACCCAAAUGGCGGGAUGCCUCAGUUCUUAACGCCGACGGUAUCAUGGAUCCUAAUCUUACUCUUGCACAUACAACACAUAAUACAGCUGUAAUACUCCUCCAUCAAGGGAUUGCCUACCCGCCAUUGCACUGGCAGUCCUGCCCGGUCAAGCUGCCUUCAACAUCAUCGGCAGAAACAUGUCUCGAAGCUGCUUCGGAGAUCAGCACGAUUGGUCAGCAGUUCCUGCUUUGCUCUUCCAUCCUCACCAAUCCCCAAUUCUCCUUCUGCCUGUUUAUUGCCGGUAGGAUGCUCCUCACGCAUUCCAAGUACUACGGUACUCCCAUACCCAACUCGUUAGAUUCGCUUAUCGCCAGCUUGUUCGAGAUCUCCCGCCGAUGGGCAGGCCCGCAGAAUGUGCACGACAAUCUCAAGGAUAACCUCGCCUCGGGCUUCGCCAAGCGAUUAGUUUCAGCGAAGGACAGCUUCCCGACACUAUCCAAACCUAGCUUAGAUAUCCGACAGACAGCAUACUCUGAAAAUACCGACCAUAGAGCACCUCCCAAGCGCGUAGAAACCAUUUCUACACCAUCAGUACUCGAACGCUCCUCGGUUGUACCAAACAAUACGUACGCUGAACAGGAGCCUCCACUGCCUAUUCCUGAUAAUCACUCUGAUACCUCGAGUUUCACCGAUGUAGAUCCGUUUGGUAUAUCACUGACGGACCGGGAUCAAUUCAACUCGCAGCCGUCACAUGUGUCGAUCUGGAAUAAUGCGACAAGUCCUUUAUACGCCAGUGCCCCCAUUGCCUUGGAUUGCGCGUCACCGGAGCAUCCACCCACGACCCUCAGCCCUGGACAAAGGAUCAGUCGCUAUGGUGCAGUGGAGGUGGAUCGAGCUGUUGUCAUGGGGGAGAAUCACGCACAUCUUAACCACAAUAGUUAA
Aspergillus oryzae RIB40 is the source of this 4128-nucleotide messenger RNA. Its product is annotated as putative C6 transcription factor. Bases 1 to 4128 code for a protein of 1375 amino acids. The record is from RefSeq and is a predicted model, not a curated record. Gene Ontology annotation, cellular component: nucleus. The transcript is spliced from 7 exons. NCBI's taxonomy places the organism in Eukaryota, Fungi, Ascomycota, Eurotiomycetes, Eurotiales, Aspergillaceae. Gene Ontology annotation, molecular function: polygalacturonase activity; DNA-binding transcription factor activity, RNA polymerase II-specific; zinc ion binding. Gene Ontology annotation, biological process: carbohydrate metabolic process; regulation of DNA-templated transcription; DNA-templated transcription.